Messenger RNA from Nanorana parkeri, 684 nucleotides. RefSeq names its product TM2 domain containing 1 (gene TM2D1). The transcript is spliced from 6 exons. The record is from RefSeq and is a predicted model, not a curated record. NCBI's taxonomy places the organism in Eukaryota, Metazoa, Chordata, Amphibia, Anura, Dicroglossidae. The coding region runs from base 52 to 630 and encodes 192 amino acids.
GACAGCGGGCGGAGCAGCGCUCUGUCAGCCGUAUGUUGUGCCACUCGCAAGAUGGCGCCGCCCAGGGAUUGUCUUCUGCUGGUCGCGGGACUCUCGGUGUGGUGGUCGUACACGGCCUGUGCGUCUGCUGAGGAUGGAAGCUUGAAGUGCGACGAUCUGCGCCUGGGACAAUAUAUUUGCCUGGACCCCGAAAUAAACCCGGUAACGCAAGAACCCGUUAAAUGUGCAAACUUGACAGCCAUGGCUCCGUGUUAUCCGGCACCUAAUAUUUCCUGUAAAGAUUCUGCCGGGAACGUCACAACCUUCUCUGGUAAAGAAGUUGGCUUCUUCCGAGCAUUUCCCUGCCGCAACGUAAACGGUUAUUCCUACAAAGUAGCGGUGGCCUUGUCCUUGUUUCUCGGAUGGCUCGGAGCUGACAGAUUCUACCUGGGUUACCCCGCUUUAGGAAUGCUGAAGUUUUGCACAGUCGGGUUCUGUGGAAUUGGCAGCCUGAUUGACUUCAUCCUCAUCGCUAUGCAGAUCGUUGGCCCCUCUGAUGGAUCGAGCUACAUCAUUGACUACUACGGAGCCAGGCUCAUCCACUUAAGUAUCAAUAAUGAGACCUUCAGAGAGACACAGUUAUAUCCAUGAUUUGUUUGUAAGUUACCUGUCAUGGAAUGAAUACACAGAUAUUUUUUUUUUCUA